AUGGAGCAAGAGGAGUGUCCUGCGGAGGGACACCCUGUGACCUCUCAAGCGAGGUCGUCGGCAGAAGAGGUGGGCACGGCGACACGGAGGAAGAGGAGGAAGAAGAAGGAGCAAAUGGAAUCCAUCAUCGUGUACCGCUCUGAGGCAGAUGACCAGGAUGAGGAUGGAGCAGAGAGUGGCCUAGGGGAAGGGGGCAAUGUCACUAGCGACAUUGCUGAGGAAGACACCUGGAGCAUGCCCCCAGACAGCCGCUACGUCACCCUGACGGGUACCAUCACCCGAGGCAAGCGAAAGGGUCAGAUGGUGGACAUCCACGUGAGCCUGACCGACAAGGAGCUCCGUGAGAUGGCGCGCUCCAAGGAGCGUCUGGAUGCCGAAUGCGAGGAGGCGGCAGCGGUGGCGGCUGCUGGAGGCUGGGGGCGGCGCCCCUGUGCGGUGGGUCCCGGUCAAGGCCCUCACGUGGUGCUGUGGAGCCUGUCUUGCCUUCCCGUGGUCUUCCUACUCUCCUUCAUCAUCUCGUUCUACUACGGCACGCUCACCUGGUAUAACGUGUUCCUGGUGUACAACGAGGAGCGGACGUUUCUACACAAGGUCACCCUGUGCCCGGUGCUCAUCCUGGCCUACCCGCCCCUAAUCGUGGUGCUGUCCCUGGGCAUGGGGGUGUACGCCGCCGUGGCGCAGCUCUCCUGGGUGUUUGCAGAGUGGUGGCUGGCCGUGAGGGACCUGGAGAAGGGCUUUUGUGGAUGGGCCUGUGGCAAGCUGGGCCUGGAGGAUUGCGCCCCCUACAGUGUGGUGGAGCUACUCGACUCGGACACUCUAUCCGGAAAUCUGCAGUUGAAGAGGGUGGACGAGGCUGACCAGGUGUCCUCGGUCUGA
This is a messenger RNA of Alosa sapidissima (American shad), 876 nucleotides long. Its product is annotated as transmembrane protein 169-like. Bases 1 to 876 code for a protein of 291 amino acids. The record is from RefSeq and is a predicted model, not a curated record. The transcript has 2 exons. NCBI's taxonomy places the organism in Eukaryota, Metazoa, Chordata, Actinopteri, Clupeiformes, Clupeidae.